Molecule: messenger RNA, 1481 nt
Organism: Quercus robur (English oak)
Lineage: Eukaryota; Viridiplantae; Streptophyta; Magnoliopsida; Fagales; Fagaceae
Exons: 4
Coding region: 874-1224 (116 amino acids)
Source: RefSeq, a predicted model, not a curated record
CAAUUAUAUGAUGAAAGGAAAGUGAGCAAGCAACUCUUUGAUUUGGCUCGUGGACCAUUAGAAGAAGUUGUAUGUUAUAAUGGGUACAUCGUCAAUGGUUUUAGAUUUCGAAAAAAUGAAGUCGAUUGUAACAGAAGAACUCAAAGUUGUGGAGUCUUGGUAAAAGGAGAUGCAAGUACUGACAAUCGUGAUUAUUAUGGUGUUUUAAUUGAUAUCAUUGAGUUACACUACAAGGGAGGCAAUAAGAUUGCAAUGUUUAAAUAUGAUUGGAGGGAUGUUGACCAUUGUGGUAGAGGAAUUAUGGUUGACAAGUUUGGUCGAACUCUUGUGAAUGUAACAUGUUCAUUAAAGAGUAAUGAACCUUUCGUGUUAGCAUGUCAAGCCGAGCAAGUAUUUUAUGUGAAAAGCAUAAAGAAUCCUUAGUGGCAUUUUGUUAUAAAAACAGAACCUCGAAAUUAUUACAAUAUGCCAUCUCCAAAGGAGGAAAAUGAUGAAGAAGAAGAGGAUGAUGAUCAAGAGCCAUACCAACAGAAUGAUUCACAUGGUCAUCAAAUGGGUUUCAUAAGUACUGAUGAUCAAGAUGAUGUUAUUAUUUCAUUAGAUAGGGUUGACAUACCUAGCAGACUUGUGGAUAUGGAUGAUGUUGAUAUGAAUUAAUGAGAUUAAACAUUUCAAAAUGAAUGUAAUUUACUUACUUGAAAGUUAUGUUCUUGACUUAUCUAAAUAGUUACAUGUUCAUUUGUUUUAUAUCGUGUAUUUAUGUAUAUGUUUCAUUUAUAUAGUAAUAUGCGUGUAUUGACUAAACUAAUUAAAUAUGCAUAUGAUGAAUAGUGCUAACAUAUAUUGGAUUGAUCAAAGUAAGGGAUUCUACUAAUGACAAACGGAGGUAGCAAAGGUGGAGUUGGCACAAGUGAUGCUAAUGGAAGUAGAAAUGAUUUGGCUCAUCAAGGGAAGAAGAAAGGGCAAGGGCCUACUCGGAAUCUUAAAUUGGCCAAAGAGUUCAAGGAAGGGAAAAGAUAUGAGAUUGGUUGGCUGAAUGGAAGACCUAUAGGGCCUCAUGCUCGUGAUUUAAUAAAUGAAUGUACAAAACUUGUUAGGGCACAACAAAAUGUACCUCUAAAGUUCACAGAUUGGAAAAAAGUACCCUAUAUCAGCAAAAGGAAGCUUUUUGAUAAAGUAUUGGAGUAUUUCAAAGUUGAGGGCCGAGAGCAAGAGGUUUGGUAACAAAUGGGUAGUUCUUACUUGAAUUAUCAUGACUCCCUAAAGAAAAAGUGGUUUAAGCCAUAUGGUGAAGUAACAGAAGAGGCACGAGCAAAUGUUCCACCCGGACAAGAGAAAGAUGAUUGGAAUUGUCUUGUGGAUUUGUGGAGCAAGCAAGAUUAUAUGGACAUGUGUUUGAAAAACAAGGAAAAUCGGGACAAAAACAAUAUUAUCCACACUUCUGGUUCAAAAAGUUUCCAACAACGUAGUGCAAAAGAGGU